AAGCGGGGGCGAAGACCGAGACGAAAAUGCGAGUUUUCACACUGGUGAUCUGGUUUGGGGCCCGGCCAAAGGCUUCGCCGCCUGGCCGGGCAAAAUCGCGUCGGUAGACGGCGAUCGAGUCGCGACGGUCAUGUGGUUCGGAGGGGAGAGAUGCGCGUCGAGAAUCGAAGUGGGGGCGCUGCAAACGCUCGCCCAAGGACUGGACGCCCACCACCAGGCCCGACAGAGGGCCAGAACAAGUCGUAAACUAAACAGCCAACUGGAAUCUGCGAUCCAGGAGGCGAUGUCCGAGCUGGACAAAAAUCCGGACGCCCAAAAAAAUAACCUCGAAGAGAAGAAUUUGAAGGCGGCUGCGUGCGCAAAAAAAAAUGGCGGUCGCCUGCGCAGCCAACGAUGAUGAGAAUCAAC
Molecule: messenger RNA, 408 nt
Organism: Brassicogethes aeneus
Lineage: Eukaryota; Metazoa; Arthropoda; Insecta; Coleoptera; Nitidulidae
Source: the annotation of a GenBank genome assembly